Messenger RNA from Pipistrellus nathusii (Nathusius's pipistrelle), 276 nucleotides. NCBI's taxonomy places the organism in Eukaryota, Metazoa, Chordata, Mammalia, Chiroptera, Vespertilionidae. The record is from the annotation of a GenBank genome assembly.
AUGGCGUGUUCCGAGGCCGCGGCUUCCGCCGGCGCCGGAGGUUGGACGCGCAUCUGCCCUUGGUCUUGGGGUCGGGCUGGCGCCGAGGCCGCAGCAUUCAGGAUGAAUUUAAUUCAGCUUGUGCGUGAUCACUGGGUACAUAUACUUGUCCCUAUGGGAUUUGUCGUUGGAUGUUAUCUAGACAGAAAGAGUGAAGAAAAGCUAACUGCCUUCCGGAACAAGAGUUUGUUAUUUAAAAGAGAACUGAGACCCAAUGAAGAAGUCACCUGGAAGUGA